Messenger RNA from Oreochromis aureus, 2988 nucleotides. RefSeq lists its product as uncharacterized. The record is from RefSeq and is a predicted model, not a curated record. Lineage: Eukaryota; Metazoa; Chordata; Actinopteri; Cichliformes; Cichlidae. The transcript is spliced from 15 exons. The coding region runs from base 12 to 1733 and encodes 573 amino acids.
AAGGCUCCCAGAUGAUUCCGUUUUGGGCUCUCGGAUUUGUUUGUUUAAUUAUUGGCUUCAGCACUGCUCAUGAGCCUGCAGCUGGAGCAAAUGCAGCCUCCAAAAACCACUGUUCCCGAAAAGAUUGCAAUGGAAUACAAUAUGACAUCCAAGAGGCUGCUUGCUGUGAAAACAAACUUCAUCCAGGUUCAAACCUGUUUUGUUGUGGAAAGGAGCCUUACAAUCCUGGUACAGCCACUUGUUGUAAAGUUCAACAUGGAAAGAUCCUCGCAGCCAGUGUUACUCAGGGUCUGAGUGAAAAUGUGUCCAAGUGCUGUGACCUGAAGGCCUACAACCCAGUCAAUGAAAUAUGUUGUCAAUCAACCAUCAUAUCAAAACCUGGACCAAUGGCUGAAUGCUGUGUUAAAAAUGUUUUUGAUAAGGACAAGCAGUUGUGUUGUGGUCCAGCUGAUAAUAAGACAAUUCUGGUGAGGAAUUCCCGUCACCAUGAGUGCUGUGGUCACAGCCAGUACGACACUGAGACUCAGUGCUGCUGUUCAAAUGAGGAGAAGUUGGAGAUACAAUCGAAGGAUUCAUCCUGCUGUGUCAAGAAUUUCACUCCAGGUAUGGAACAGAAGAUAUUCAAGCUCCAACCCAAAUGCACUGAACCAAACACACAUCUCUGUGGGUCGUCGUGUUACAAUCCAAAGCAAAAUCGCUGCUGUGAGAGUAACCACGAGCCUCACUCACUUGACAACUCAGGUCAAAGGAAGGCCACAGCCACCGUGUAUAACCCACAUACUCAGGUCUGCUGUGAUGGACGUGUAUCUCCGUGGAAGCCUUGGAUCGAUCAGUGCUGUGGAGAGACGCCGUAUGGCUCGGCACAACGUGGAGUUCUCUGUUGUAAUAAGACCUUGUACGAGGACAGAGAUGAUGGAGAGGAAUGUUCAGAGAUGGGUAUUCCUUACAACCCAGCUAAAGGGACUAUAUGUUGUUCUCAAUUUCAUGGCAGCCCAGGACAACACUGCUGUGGGACAGAAAUUUACCGGCCUUGUACUGAGAUCUGCUGCAAUGGACACAGACAUCUGAAAUCAGAAAACAUUCACUGCUGUGGGGUCAAAGCCUACAACAUUAAAGACCCACAGAUGAAGUGCUGUGCAGGAACACUGUACAAUCUGACAUCAUUAGACAAGCAUGGAGGGGAUGCGCAGUGCUGCGGAUCCAUUCUGCAAAAGCCACAGGACAUUUGCUGCUCAAGUGAGGACAAAGAGGUGCUGUACUCUGCCAAGACAGGGUUUAGAUGCUGUGGCCACUUCUACUGUAACACCACCCUGUGGUCAUGCUGUGCUGGGAGGCUGAGAUCAAUCCAUGAAGCAGGACAGGAUCAGAGAAAGAUGAUAAAAGAAUCCAGACUUCUAUCUGUGAAUAAUUUGAAUAAAGCUAAUCUUUGCAAAGUGUACAUUGGGGCUGUGGAAAGUGUCUCUCUGCAGAGCGUUGUGUUCAGGAAUGUUUUGAAGGUCUAUGGGAUGGAGGCCAAAGUGAAAGCUCUGCCUUUGCCCUACGUCCUGGAAACAAAUGAUCGCUGUAGCUAUCCUAAACUGAUUCCUGGGAAGACCUACUUCUUUAACAAAGACAAUAUUUUCACUGGUUUCAUCAAUGAUUCUUUUCUUCAGUCACUCCAUUUCAUUAUUUCCGAGUGUUCACCUAGGAUCACCACUCACCGAAAAUCAACAAAUAUGCAUUUUGCAUACUGAGCACUUACACUAAAGCUGAGUGUAUGCUGACACCAGCCCAGCAGCUAGACCCUGAACUUCAAAACGUAACAAAGGCAAUGAUGAACAGUUAGGCUGGUAGGCUGGCAGUUAGGCUCAGUUACACUGAGAGCUCUCAAUGUAAAUCUAUCAAACCAGUGAACUUUCUUUUUAAGCAUUCUGCUUUUUAAGCAGCCUUUACUUUAUGCACCACAGUUAUUCUGUGGUGCAUAAAGUAGAUCUUUGAAGCAAUACUGAUGCAAUAGAGUUGAGCGGGGAGUCAAUCUUUCAUUACGUGAAUUUAUAGAUGAAAACUACAUCUGUAAAAUGAAAAUGAAACCAGCUUCAUCUCAAAGAAUAAAUGAAUUAACUUCCUAUUGUGUUCACUAUCUUUAGAAACUAUCUUCCAUAUUUAUUACUGAUUGUAGUCACUUCAUGAUAUAACCACACUUUGACUAGUUGACACAGAAGAUAAAGUCUUAAAACAGAUGUUAACUUUUCCCAAGACCAGACAUUGGCUAUAUCAUAUGACUCAUUACUCAUUAAGUUAGGACAUUAUAAAGCAUAACUAUUAAAGGUGGCACUAAAAGUCAAAAGAUAGCCAUAAACAGGAGGAUAUAGCUGAUCAGUAUAUUUAUGUGUAAAAUUUAUAUGUAAAAUGGUCAAUUUAAUAGUAGCUCAGCCAGUCCACUCUGAUCUAAAGUGGUGAACUGGCUACUGAAAGACCAGCACAACUCUUAGUUACUUAUAGCUUGAUCCUGCAUAGAUAGCUUCAGACUAAUUUGGCCUACGUCUGGCCCCUAAACUGUACCUAGUUUUAUUCCAAGUGCACUGGGAGUUGCUGUAACAGGUGUGGUGAUUAGAUACCUGGCCUGCAAGUAUGCUCAGGCCCCAGUUUUUGCCACAGUAGGUGGACAUUCUUGGAGAGAGAGGUAGGACCAGGCGAGUCCUUUCAUUCACUAGCUCAAUCUGAACUCGGGAUCGCCUGCUCUGUAAUAGUCGUAGGAUCAGAGAUUAGGGCUUUUUAAACAGAGAGCCGAUUCACACUUCCCCUAUUGGGGUGCGUCCUGACAAUCCACAAGAUGAUCUCCUAUGGCAACCACUUAAACAAAGAGGAUAAACAACUACUUUUAGUAUUUUAGUUAGAAAUGCAUGAAAAUGCAAAUUCAUUUUUAAUGUUUUUGAAAUGCAGUUUUCUGGAUAUUUUUGUUAUUGUUAUUACUCUCUCUGUUUAAAUAAACCUACCAUUGAAAUGAUA